AUGUGGAUGGUGGGUUACAACGAAGGUGGUGAGUUCAACAUGGUUGAUCAUUCAUUCAAUGGAAUGAAACUCAGGCCUCUGAUGCCAAGGCCAAUGACUUCUCCUAACAAUGCUUCAACAACAACAACAACCACUCCUAUCUUAAGCAGCAUUCAUGGCAACAAUGAUUUCUUUUCACAAUAUCAUUAUCACCAUCUUGGAACAGUGACAGAGCAAAGCAAGAGAGAGCAACUCAAUGCUCCACCAGUUGUUGUGAGCUCAAGGUGGAAUCCUACCCCAGAGCAGCUAAGAGCCCUUGAAGAAUUAUAUAGAAGAGGGACAAGAACACCAUCUGCAGAACAAAUCCAGCACAUCACUGCACAGCUUAGAAAGUUUGGUAAAAUUGAAGGGAAGAAUGUUUUUUAUUGGUUUCAGAAUCACAAAGCCAGAGAAAGGCAAAAGCGCCGCCGUCAAAUGGAGUCAGGUGCUGAUCAGGGUCACCACCACCACCACCAUGAUACUAAUACUCAAGAGAAGAAAGAUUUAGCUGCAAGUAGGACAGUGUUUGAAGUUGAACAGACCAAGAACUGGGCACCCUCUACAAACUGCAGUAGUACUCUUGCAGAGGAUUCUGUUUCAACACAAAGGGCAUCAAAAGCAGCGGUUGCAGAGUGUAGAACAGAUGGAUGGGUACAAUUCGAUGAAGGAGAAUUACAACAAAGAAGAAACUUUUUGGAAAGGAAUGCCACAUGGCACAUGAUGCAGUUUUCUUGUCCUCAUACUCCUGCACCUGUCACCGACCUCAUAAACACCCUUCCUAAUGCCUCUGCAACUAUUAUGGCCACUACUACAACCACAGUAACAACAAGAACAAUGGACCCAAAGCUCAUUAACAACCAUGAUCUCAGCCUUUUUAUUUCACCUCAUAAAGAAAACAGCAUUAUCCACUACUUUAGCAAUAACAGUAGUAAAUGUGAUGAUAACUCUGUGGAAUCUCAAACCCUUCAACUUUUCCCACUAAGGAGUGAUGAUGGAAGCAGUGAUAACAUCAACGAUAAAGAGACAGACAUAUCAGCUUCAGCAAUGAAUGCCAACUUGACCCCAAACCAGUUUUUUGAGUUCCUUCCAUUGAAGAACUAA
Messenger RNA from Gastrolobium bilobum, 1119 nucleotides. Its product is annotated as WUSCHEL-related homeobox 1-like. Gene Ontology annotation, molecular function: DNA-binding transcription factor activity; DNA binding. NCBI's taxonomy places the organism in Eukaryota, Viridiplantae, Streptophyta, Magnoliopsida, Fabales, Fabaceae. The coding region runs from base 1 to 1119 and encodes 372 amino acids. The record is from RefSeq and is a predicted model, not a curated record. Gene Ontology annotation, biological process: plant organ development. The transcript is spliced from 4 exons.